Magallana angulata is the source of this 5865-nucleotide messenger RNA. RefSeq lists its product as uncharacterized. The transcript has 2 exons. Gene Ontology annotation, molecular function: nucleic acid binding. NCBI's taxonomy places the organism in Eukaryota, Metazoa, Mollusca, Bivalvia, Ostreida, Ostreidae. Gene Ontology annotation, biological process: DNA integration. The coding region runs from base 1 to 5865 and encodes 1954 amino acids. The record is from RefSeq and is a predicted model, not a curated record.
AUGGCGGACGAGAAGGGAAACCUUGACCAUGUUGAAUCGCCCGAAGCACAGAACCCAGAGGAAUCUACCGCAGAGAGAGAAAAACGCAUAAGAACUCUUACCGAAAAAGGAAAAGAGCUGUAUGAGACUCAUUGUGUGCGGUUUGUUAAUGAAUUAGAGAAAUGCAAGGAUCAGUUAUCAAACGAACUCAUGACAAUCGCAAUUGUGAAAUCCAACCCAAAAGAAAUCAGGGAAGCAAUAAAAAGAUUAGAGAUUGGAUGUGCAAAAUACGAACUCACUCAUAAAAACUAUGUGGCAUUGCUAGAAGGCUAUUCAACAGAACAGAGCCUUAGACAGAAAAACAUCCAAGUAAGUGAAUACCAAGAGGUAAACAUGAAGACACAGAGUGCACUAGAGGCAGCAAAAAAGCACUUGACACUCAUUGAUAAAGAUAAAGAAUCUCAAAAAACAUCAUCAUCCAAACGAAGUGCCAUAAAACUCAAACUGGCUGAAGAAACAGCAAGACUAAAGCUUAUUGAAGCCCAGUUGGCAGAAGAGGAAAAGAAGGCGAGUAUAGAGAGAAGACGUGCAGAGCUAAGUACCAUGUUUGAACUUAACAGAACGAAACAGGAAGUAGCUGAAGAGGAAUCCGAUGAUGACCUGAACUCACAAGAAGAUGAUCGUCUUAAAGAUAUUCCCAAACUGUCAGGCGUUGAGAAGACAAGGAACUUUAUAGAAAAUGCAAAUUUUAAAUCCCUGCAGACAGAAACAAGUUUCAUGAAAAAUGAAAAAAUGCCUCCACAAGUGUUUAGUCAGCAAACACCUGACGUGCACGUCGACCAACUCAGGCAGCGACAACACACUCUAAGCCAUUUUCCGAGUUACCCAGUAUCUGCGCCCGCACCAUCAGCUGCACAUUAUCCAAAUCAACUGAGUGAAUUUCAUAAUUUUCUGUUAAAGAAAGACAUUACCAUGAAUAGAUUUAUGAAAUUUGAUGACAAUCCAACAAAUUAUUCAGUGUGGAAGGCUUCAUUCAAGAAUAUUGUAGAGAGCCUCAUUUUGAUACCACAGGAGGAGACAGAUCUCCUGGUGAAGUGGUUAGGGCCUGACUCCUCAAGACAAGCUCUAAGUUUAAGAGCAGCAAACAUCCACAAUCCAAUUCGCAUCCAACUUCCUCGAGACGCUCGACACAUGUAUGAUCUGGUCGACAUCCUGUCAGAAAUACAGUGUCUGAAAGAAGACUCAAACUAUGCAGCCUUGCUUUCCUUCUAUGACACCUCUUCAGGCGUGAACCCUAUCAUAGCAAAGCUGCCUCAGUUUCUUCAGAACAAGUGGAUGGAUCGCGCGGCAAGAUACAAGAAAUCCAGAAGUGUAACAUUCCCACCUUUCACAGUGUUCAUAGACUUCGUCAGUGAGAUGGCAUCAACCUUAAAUGACCCUUGUUUCAUGUUUGAUUACAGAAAGGUCAAUGAAGAACCGAAACCAGUGCAGAAACAAAGACAAUGUUAUGUAACGACAAAAAAAACUGGUGUGAAACAGGACGAGAGAUCUGAAUACAAACAGAAAGUCUUGUGCCCAAUACACCCCAAGUCGCGAACUCAUGAGUUGAAGGACUGCAAAGAAUUUUUCAAGAGAUCCUUUGAUGAAAAGAAAGGACUGUUAAAAGAACAUAGAGCCUGCUUCAGAUGCUGCAGUUUAGAACAUUUAAGGACUGACUGUAAAACAUCUCUGAAAUGUUCGGAGUGCAAUAGCACUUCACACAUGACCGCCAUGCACAUGUCAAAGACACCCUUGGGAACAGAACCAGUGACACAGACAAAGACAGAGAGAGUUGAUGGCGGGGAGCAUCUUGAUGUCAUCCCAAUCAGCUCCAAAUGUACAGCUAUCUGCGGAAAAUCCUUCAAGGGACGCUCUUGUGCCAAGACUUUAGCUGUCAACAUCUACAAAACUGGGAAUCCUGAGAGGUCAACUAAAGUUUAUGCCAUGCUUGAUGAGCACUGCAACAGGUCGCUUAUCAGUCCUGAAGUGCUAGACACACUAGGAAUCCAUACAGCGGAAACACAGUACACAUUAACAUCCUGUUCAGGAAGCUACCAAACAGCCGGCAGAAUAGCUCAUAAUCUUACCAUCCAGUCACUAGACAAGGACUACAACUUAGAACUUCCUACGGUGAUUGAGUGCCCUGAAAUUCCAAAUGAUGUGACUGAAAUCCCGACGCCAGACGUUGCGCAGCAUUUUCCCCACCUACAGGGCAUUGCAAACAUGAUACCCCCAUAUGACCCAGAUGUGCCUAUAGGUCUUCUCAUUGGCAGAGACGUGACAGAAGCUCAUCACGUGCUGGAUCAGAUAAUAGGACCCAAAGAUACACCCUUUGCUCAAAGGCUUCAUCAUGGUUGGGUCAUCAUUGGAGAAGCCUGCUUAGAGAGAACUAGGACUCCCUUUAUGGUAAACAGCAAGAAAACCUCUGUCAGAAAAGAUGGACGUCCUUCUUUGUUUGAACCAUGCAGCAAAGGCAUUUCCGUAAAACGGCUGGAUACUAACAAACCCCCAGACAAGGAUCAGAGAGUAGCCAGUUCUUACUCAGGCGACAAUCUCUUUCGUAAAGAAGAUGAUGAUAAUGAAGUCGGACUAUCGGUAGAGGAUAGACACUUCUUAGAAAUAAUGGAUAAAGAAAUGGUGAGAGCAGGAGAUGGAAAUUGGACGGCACCAUUGCCAUUUCGACCACACGCUCCCUUACCAAACAACAAAGAGUUAGCAGAACGCCGCGCUUACAUCUUAGAUAAGAGUCUCCAGAAGAAUAUUACAAAGAGAAAACACUUUGUCGAGUUCAUGAGCAAAGUGCUCGAAUCAGCAGCUGAAGUGGCUCCCGAACUAACUAAGGACAAAGAAGCAUGGUACUUGCCCCUCUUUGGAGUAUACCACCCAAAGAAACCAGAGAAGAUCAGAGGAGUGUUUGACUCAUCAGCUGAGUUCAACGGAAUGUCCCUGAACAAGAUUCUCACCACUGGACCUAACCUUACAAACAACUUACAGGGAAUACUGAUUCGAUUCAGGAAGGAGAAAUGUGCAAUAGUAGCAGACAUAGAACAGAUGUUCUAUUCCUUUCUAGUCAGGGAGGAUCACAGAGAUCAUUUGAGGUUCCUUUGGUAUAGGGACAAUGACGCAGAUGCCCCCCUAAUUGAGUACAGGAUGAAGGCUCAUGCGUUCGGGAAUUCACCCUCACCUGCCGUAGCUACAUACGGUCUUAGAAAAUGUGUUCAACAGACAGAUGUCUAUGGUGAUGAUGUAGCAGAAUUCGUGACCCACAAUUUCUACGUGGAUGACGGUCUCACCUCCUUAACUUCUGCGGAAGAGGCUAUCGAUCUCCUUAAAAGGACACAAACUGCUCUGAAAACUGAAGGUAAUCUACAUCUCCACAAAAUCGCCUCAAAUGACCCUGUAGUCAUGAGUGCCUUUCCCCGGGAAGAUUUGUGUAAGGAGAUGGUGUCACUCAACACGGAAAAGGAUACGCUUCCGGUUCACCAGAGCCUUGGUGUGUCUUGGGAUUUGCAUCUCGAUGCCUUCACCUUCCAGAUACAACUUGAAGAGAAGCCUGACACACGGCGAGGCUGUUUGUCCACUCUUAACAGCAUUUAUGAUCCUAUGGGGUUCGUCGCUCCAAUACUGCUUCCAGGAAAAAUUCUCCUCCGAGAGAUCACGAAAUCAUCAGACUGGGAUGAAACUUUGGAACCUGGAACAGCCGAAAGUUGGCGUAUGUGGAAAAACUCUUUAUCCUCGCUGGAAAAUGUAAUGGUCCCACGAAUGUACUUUAAAGAGUCUUUGAGCCACUUGGACUGGGUACAACUACAUGUAUUUUCAGACGCCUCGGAGUUAGCUGUGUCAGCCGUUGCGUAUCUCAGGUCUUGCUACAAAGGAGAAAUCAGUGUGUCCUUUAUUAUGGGAAAGGCAAAACUGGCUCCCUCCAAAGGCCACACAAUACCUCGCCUGGAGCUUUGCGCAGCUUUGUUGGCUACAGAAGUUGGAGAAUUCAUCAGGAAGAAUUUACAGACCACAUUAGAAGAGAUUCGAUACCAUACAGACAGCAAGGUUGUGUUGGGCUACCUUAACAACAAAACCAGACGCUUCUUCAACUAUGUCAGCAAUCGCGUAGAGCGCAUAUUAUCAGUGACAGAGCCAAAGCAAUGGGUUUAUGUGUCGACAGUUGACAACCCAGCAGAUCAUGGUACAAGGGGCCUGAGAUCUGUUGGAGACCUCCAAGAAAAAUGGCUUAAGGGACCGUCUUUCUUGAUACACCCUGAACUCAGCGCUACACAGGAGUAUUCACUCGUGUCACCUGAAUUGGAUAAGGAGAUCAGAAUUGAAGUGAAGAAAACGACUUGUGCGUUGGAUGAGGAUUUCGCGGACAGAUGCAACAGAUUCAGUCGUUGGCACAAGUUAGUUAGUGUAAUAACUCUCAUAAAGGGACGUGCUAGACGUCGUUUCAAAAGGAAAGGAGGAAACGAACCAGUGAGGCUGAGGGAGGAGUCUGAAGUGGUCCUAAUCAAGAUCAUUCAGAAGCAAGCGUAUGGAGACGAAAUAGCUUCAUUGAGUACAAAGUCACCUGUCUCCAAAGCAAGUCCUCUGUGUCGUUUAUCUCCUGUUUUGGACGAAAAAGGGAUCCUGCGAGUUGGUGGGAGACUUUCUCAGAGCAGCCUACCAGUAGAACAGCGGAACCCAAUCAUUCUACCCGGAAAGUCCCAUCUAACCGUUCUACUUGUACGUCAUAUUCAUGAACUUGUGCACCACCAAGGCAGACUCAUUACCGAGGGCGCUCUUCGCAACCAUGGGUACUGGGUGACGGGCUCUAAGAGAGUUGUAUCUUCUCUUCUACACAAAUGUAUGGUGUGUCGAAAGCUCAGAGGAAACUUUGAAUACCAGAAGAUGGCAGACUUGCCCACGGAUCGCAUUGAGCCAGGGCCUCCAUUCACAUCUGUGGGAGUAGAUACGUUUGGCCCAUGGAUGGUUAUAUCAAGGAAAACUAGAGGGGGUAUGGCACACAACAAGAGGUGGGCUUUGCUUUUUACCUGCCUCACAACCAGAGCAGUUCAUAUAGAAGUAGUAGAAGAUAUGACUAGUUCUUCUGUAAUUAACGCAAUCCGUCGCCUCGUGGCCAUCAGAGGAGAGGUCAGAGAGUUUCGCUCUGACCGAGGUACCAACUUCGUUGGAGCCGCUGACGAGAUGAAGACAAAUGUAGUAAACAUUGAAGAUGAGCCAUUUAAAGACCACCUAGACCGCCAUGGGAUAACUUGGAUCUUCAAUGCACCCCACUCCUCCCACAUGGGUGGAGUGUGGGAACGCAUGAUAGGCAUGGCAAGGAGGAUCUUGGACUCAAUGUUUCUUAGACAGCAACGUGAGAUCACCCACGAAGUCCUCGUUACACUGAUGGCAGAGGUCAGCGCCAUCAUUAACUCGAGACCCAUUACUGCUAUUUCAUAUGACUCAAACGCUCCCAUGAUUCUCAGUCCUUCGUUACUUCUCACUCAGAGGACCACAGGAUGCCCCACUUUAUGUGAAGGUUUGGAUAUCAAGGACAUCUACAAGGCACAGUGGCGCCAUGUCCAAGUUUUAGCAAACACCUUCUGGAAACAGUGGAAGGAACAGUUUCUCCAGAGCCUGCAAUCUCGUCGCAAGUGGACUGAGGAAAGACCAAACAUCAAAAUAGGAGAUGUGAUUUUGCUGAAGGACUCGAGCUUACCCAGAUUUCAGUGGCCGGUUGGAACCGUAGAGAGUGUGUAUCCGUCUCAUAAUGAUAACCAUGUGCGUAAAGUGCAAGUUCGAAUUGUAAGAGAUGGUAAACCAGUAAUCCUCACCCGUCCUAUUACUGAACUGGUGCUGUUAAUAAACUGA